Manis javanica (Malayan pangolin) is the source of this 7350-nucleotide messenger RNA. RefSeq names its product chromosome 5 C4orf50 homolog (gene C5H4orf50). NCBI's taxonomy places the organism in Eukaryota, Metazoa, Chordata, Mammalia, Pholidota, Manidae. The record is from RefSeq and is a predicted model, not a curated record.
CUCCCAAACUUUUGGAAGGAGUCAGAAUAUAUCAAGUGAAAUAGAUGAUAGUGAAUGUGAAAGAAGGGGUGACAGUGUCUAUGUUGAAGAACCUGAUGAGGGCAAGGAUGGGGUGACCCCAAGGAUGGGGAGAGUCCCUGCUCCGUGUUUUUUGGGCUGCAAGAGCAAUCCCCUUAUUUCUAGUGGGAAGAACCUUCAGAGAAAACUAAAAUUACUGUGAUUCAGACCACUGAGGGAUCUGUGGGGGAGGGAACCCAGAAGAGGGGCUGAAAGUUCUUAGAAGGGCAAAUCCCAGGAUGAAGAAGGACAUGAUGAUAAGCACAGAAGGGGCCCCCCAGCCAGAUGGGGAGGGACGUUCAAACCAAACCAAAGGAUUGGGGGGCUCUCAGCAAGUGCACACCAGGACAAUUGAGAAGAGACCAUUCUCUUGUGAAGCCUACACUCCAAGCACUUGCUGCACUAGCCUCCAUUGACUCACAAACACGUGGUGACCAAAUGUGAACAGACUGAAGUUUUGCUUGAAAAAGCAGGCAUCUGAGCACUCCAGGUGGGGGAGGGGGUGGGGCAGCAGGCAGCAGGCAAGAAUGAAGGGCGCAUCUGCGCUCUCUGGGCCAAGGAGGCGCACAGAGCACUGCUUUGCUGAGUUAACAGGCAGAAGCCCCGGAAGCGCACGUGUCUCCGAGGAGCUGCUCCGCCCGCACGGAGUGUCCAUCCUCUCCCUGCUGCAGGAGCGUGCUGGAGGGUGGUCCUCAUGCCCUCCUGUCCCUGUCCUGUCUGCUCAGCUCCCCCACCCAGGCAACAGGACAGGAAUGGCACUGACUUUGAAGUCAGACCCACCCGGGUUCACUCCCAGCCCGGCUGCGUCCCUCCAGCAGAUGCUGGUCAAGUACUUGCUGCUCUGAGUCUUAAUUUCCUCCUCUGUGGAGUGGGGGUGAUGACUCCCCUGCAACACCUUACAGAAGGCCUUCUUUACACACAACCAGACCUACAAGACUCCUGGGUGCCGGCAGGAGGCACCACAGGCAGCACGCGCUGCUCCCCAGUGGGCGUCCUCCUCAAAGGAGACCAUACAGCCAACGCAGGACCGGGAGCCGUUCUCUUUGGCCCCCUGGACACCGCGCAGGUGCAAGGGAAUGAGGCAGGAUGUUUUCCUGCACAAUCUGAAGGCCCUGCAGCUGCCUUGAAAUCUCCAGAAAGUCAGUGUACAAAUUCACUUAAUUUUAUUAAGUCUUGACCCAUGUGAACUAUGUACGGGAUGGAGCUGACAGCUAAAGGACGGACUGAAAAACGUUUCAGCUAUGUUGUCAGAGCCCCCAGCAGUGACGGGUUUGAUACAGUGAAUGUUGAUGUGAAGAUUGACACGUCCUGGAUAUUCCAGGACAUAGAAGAUGGUGGUGAGGAGCACGGGUGUCCUCCGGAAGAAGCAGCCGGAAGGCUGGGUGUGCAUAGAGGGGCGCUCAGGAAGCAGCUGGACUCCUCAGAGCAGAAGCUGUUGCCAGCUGUGGGCAAAUCCGUGAUGUCGGCGUCCAGGCUGCAGAGCAGAAUUCAGGAGCUGGAGCUGUCUGAGAGGGACCUUCUCCAGAGGGUGGACCAGCUGAGCGCCCGCGUGGUCCAGGAAAGAAGCGCCUCUCUCCGGGCCCAGGAGAAGCUGCAAGCACUGCAGGGGGAGCUCGUCAGCCAGGUUCUGGAGAAGGAGCGCGCGGCCCGGCGGCAGCGAGGGCGGCUGCGGCAUCUGCGGGAGCGGCUGCGGCGCAAGGACGCGGCGCUGGGGCGGCAGGCGGCUGCCCUGGAGCGCUGCCGGCGGAGCCAGCGGCGCCAGCUGGGGCUGGUGCGCGAGCAGGAGCGCGGCCUGCGGGCGCAGGUGCAGCGGCUGGAGCUGGGCGUGCGGCGCCUCUGCCGCGCCGCGGGCCUCCUGCUGGCCGAGCUGGCCGCCCCGGGCCCGGCCGGGCUCCCGGUCGCCGUCGACGAGGCCGCGGAGCUGCGCGCCCUGCAGGCGAGGGCUGAGCGCUGCGAGAGCGAGCGGGACGAGGCGGCGCGCCGGCUGCGGGAGCAGCGCGCCCCCGAGCGCCGGCUCCGCGGGCAGCUGGAGGAGCUGCGCUGCCGCAUCUAUGAGCUGAAGCUGUCGGAGAUCGGCCUGCAGGGCCGGGUGGAGGACCUCGCCCAGCAAAACAGGAACCUGCUGCAGGAGCUGGUUGCCCAGGCCCCCAGGGACAGAGCGCCCAGCAUCGCCUCUGCUGGUCACUGUAGCCUGGAUGCCCUGAGCCGUGUUCAGGACGAACCGCUGCCCCCACCCAGUGACGAGGCACUGACUGCCUGUAGAAGCCGAGGCUGGCGGACCUGCCUCCUCUCCGAUGGUGGCCCUGGGCCGAGGGGCUCAGCAGGCCAGUCCUCCGAGGGGCCCGGCACCCAAGGCUGUGCUGGGGCUGGACAGGCCCCCUCUGUUUCGCUGCCAGGCCUGGAGGCCACAGAUGCGCUCCUGAAAGACCUUACAGGAUCUGCCUGUGGACAGCUUACAACGGCUGUACCCAGCGCGAAUGAGCAGACCCUUCUCCUCACCUGCCACUGCCCCCCAGGGCAGCACGUGGGCAGCCCCCUCCUCCCCACGGACCUGGCCUGGAUUUCGGAGCAGAGGCCCGCAGCCACCCCGGCCCCAGAGUCCUUUCUCCUGGUUCAGACAUCCGCACUCCCUCCCUGGGGGCAGGCCGGGGACCUGGUUCCCCAGCGGCCAGUGCUGCAGCUCUGGGAGGCUUUCCCAGCAGACCUCCAGACCCAGCAGGUCCUGGGUGCCCAGCCCCUGCCUGCUUGCGAAGCCGCAGGGCAGCUCUGCCAGCACCAUUGCCAUGCAAGGUGCCAUGAGGCCUCCCUCUGCCAGGAGUCCCCACAGAUUCCAAGUCACCCAUUUCCCAGGAGGUGGCCUGAGGAUCCUAAAGACCCACGGAGGGAGGGCAGAGGGGACCCAGGGCAGAGAACUGGGGAGAGGAGGCUGAGGAGGACUUGGGGCAGUGAGGGGGAAGCGCGCGGUGGCCAGUGCCCACCAAGUGAGGACGGCCGAGAGAACCUGGGCUGGGAGGGCGGUGCUGGGGCUCCAGAGAGCCCUGCCUGCUGCCCUUGGCCCUUAGCGGAAGACAAAGAUUUGCCCCUGUCUCCCAGACUCUCCUUGUCACCCCAGGGGGCCAGCCCCACCAGCAGCCCAUGGGCUCUGAGCAGACGACCUGACAGGUCUGAGCUCAAAAUAGACAAAUUUGCAAAGAAGGUGGAGGCCUGUUUCCAGCAACUGUCUGUCCUGAAGCCUGGGAGUGGCAGUCAUCAACUGAAGGCUUCCACGCUGGCAGGAGAGGACGGGAGCUUUGCUUGGAAGUGGCACAGCUGCCAAGAGAAUGCUUAUUCUCCACAGGCCUUGGCAAAUCUGGGUUUGAAUAUUUGUUUUGCUAUGGAAGGAAAAGCCAAGGAGAGCGGCGAAGAUGUCAGGCCACGAGAGACUGAGGCCCUGGGGACCCGGGAUGUUCUUCCUGGGAUGGCACCUGGUUUGGACAAUGAGAGUCUGGGCCCAGAGCAGCCCUCUGAGCUGGGUCAGGACUGGCUCUCCCAGCAGCUGAGAGCCCUUGAGAGACUGAGGAGAGAGUUUCAUCAGCUUGUUUCUGAACUGAAGAAAGAGAGAAGCGAAGUCUUACACGACAAUGCCGAACUUCAGGGAGACCGAGAGAGGUGCCAUAAAAAGCUGUGUGGCCUUGAAAAAGAGAGGGAGAGAAAUGUGAAAAAAAUAUCUGUGCUUGAACACGAUAACUGUGUCCUGGUGGGAAACAUGGCUCACUUAAAGGGGGAGCUGGACCGAUAUUUGCAGGUCAUUUCUGACCUUGAAGACUGCAAUAGGAAAAGUUACAGCAAAAUUUCUGAGCUCGAAGAGGAAAAUGAAAAACUGAAGGGGCGUCUAGGCCAGGUCCAGAAAGCCAUGUCUGAGAGCGUCAGGCAGUCCAGAGGCAUGGUGAAGCGUGUCACGCUGGAGGACUGGGAGCUCCAGGGGCUGAUUUCAGAGCUUGGGGUCAGUUACAAAGAGCUGAUAAAGGAUGUAGUGCUGGGCAUAGAAGACAUGACCCAGGCCUUAAGUGGGGAGAAUGAACACCUUCUCCACAGAAUCCGGGUCCUGGAGGAGACAGUGGCAUUGGGGAUGAGUGGGGACAAGGGACUUCUGGUGAGAGCAAAGGAGGUCCUCCAGGGAGAGAGCAAGGUGGAGGGGGGCAGGGUGAACUCUGUCGAAAGGGGGGUGCAGGUGACUCAGCUUUCAGGGCAACUGACUGCAAGAGACCACGGGCCGCCCUUGGAGGACACAUCUGGGCUGGCUGGAGGGUCGGGGGGAUCUUCCUUGGGCACAGAGAAUUCCAGGUGCCAUGGCCCUCCUACUUGUCCAUCAGUGGUCUGGGGAAAUGCUGAUGCACCAGGCACCCUGAAAGGAAACAUCAGUGAAAUGGGAGUAAAAGAAGCACGUUUGGAAAAAGCAGAGAAAAGCCCAUGGUGUUCUGCAGACUGCAGGCGAGCUCUGAGGUCCCCGAGCAGUGGCCCCCAGCUGCAGGACCCGGAGGCCGGGACCCUCGAGGAAGACCUCAGGCUGUGCAUCCGGCAGCUCUGUCACCAGAUGCUCACCCUGCAGUGCCAGCUCAGAGACCAGGGCUCCCUACACUGGCAGCUACAGGUGGCUCGGGGUGAGGAUGCCCACCUGCAGGAAGAGCUCAAGGCCCAGCUCAGUGAACUUCAGAAGGAGCAGCAUGGAGCGAAUUUGGCCGUGUCUCCUUUGAAGGCUAAGCUGGCUUCCCCGGUCCGGAAGUGCUGGAAGAGGAAUGGCCUGAUCGUGCACCUGCUGCAGGAGCUGCGCAGACACGGGGCAGCGGAUCCCCUGCUCUCCUCUGCGGUGCAGAGCGUGCUGGAUGACGAGGCACUGGCCGAGUACGCGGCCACCUACCUGGCUCCGAGGGUACCAGAGGUAAGCUGCCACCUGGAUGUGGAGUCAGAGAGGACAUCACUUGUGAGAGCUCCGAAAUACCUUCUGAAUCCUGAAAUGGACAGUGUCCUCCCAAGACACUGGCAUACAGCGUCCUUGACUAUUCCCAAGGCUGAGUGGCCAGCACAGACAGCUCAACUGGACUCUCUGAAGGAAGGAAGACAGCUCAGAGGCAAACACAUCAAGCUGGAAAAUAUUACAUCCCUCCCGACUGACCGACGGAGCAGAGGCGGCCACAUGGUUUGCGACCCGCUCUAGGAAGCUCCGUGACAAGCCAGAAGACCACCUCCCUAUCUCGUCACUCAUGGGAACAUCUCUACUUUGUAUAACACCAGUCGGGGGACCGAAGAGAAGGCUGCUGACUGGCAGGAGCCCAUAGGUAUUAGCACAGGGUGGCAGUGGGGUCUGGAAUCCCAAGGUCCUGGCCAGCUCUGCCACUCCUAAGCUGUGUCACUUGCCCAAACUACUCACCUUCCUUAACUUCCAUUCUCCAUUUGUUGGAGGGUCCUAAUGCCUACUUGACAGCUUUGUUCUGACAACCAAAGAAGCUAAUGGCUGUUGAAGUGCCCUGGACACUGUAAGAUGCUUUCCACAUGUCAGGGAUCAUUGUUGUGUAUGAAAUGUGAUUCCAUCUUCUCCCGUUCACAUCACUAACGGUCUCUCUGGAGCACACAUUACACUAACUGUUAUGUGGCUGCCAGAGAAGAUGGGUAAUGUGGUGCAUAGCAGGAUAAUGGUUUUAAAAAUUUCUUAGUAGUUGUUUUGAUAUUAUAGAGUUCCUGCAGAAGCUUGGGAGGUUCUAACCUUGUAGAAACUUGUAUACAUGUAAGCACUUCCCUAGGGAGAGGGACCAUGCAUUUCAUCAAAUUCUCAUAUGAGACUGGGGCCCCCAAGGGCCAAGCAUCCCUAGAGAGAAAAGAUCCCAUUAAGGAACCCAGAGACCCAGCUCUGCCUCUAACUUGCUGAUGACUUUGAGGCCAUCCCUUGGCUUCUCUGAACCUCAGCUCUUCAUCUGUGAAAUGGGUGCAACCACAUGCCUUCCAGUAUCCCUCUCAGUCUGACUUCUGAUGUGUCUGUAGCGGCUCCCUGCUUUGUGUCCUCCAUCGGAGAGGGGACUCUUCCUGCCACAGCAAAUACUGGGUUCCUACCGCAUGGCAGGCUCUGGCCUGCUGGGAGGGUCCCAAGCCCGGCCUUCUGGCUUCCGGAGCAACAGAGAGAUCUUCUAUUCUAAACACAUGUCACUUCAGACAACUGUGUCCACAGAGCCCCUGAGUAACCACCGCACCCCAGCGUGCCCGAAGCAGCGUCCCCAUGCCAAGUCAUUUGGCUGGGCAGAUAAAGAGCAUCAUGGCCUGGAACACUGUGCCGCCAUCAGGGGGUUUGUUCCCUCUAAAAACACUUCUUUGUCAAUCACAGGAUUGUGAGGCCAUCUUACUUGGGCAGUUGGAGACUAACAGGGAUAUUGAAAUCUAAGCCUCCUCCAGGAAGGCAGAAUGAAAAGCAGAAUGAAAUGCAGCCUCGAUGGGCUGAGUCCUUUCCUGCCCUUGCUGCUGUGGCAGAGGUUGGUGGCAGGAAAGCAGGCUGGUGGACGGGCUGCCCCAUGUCUCGGACCUCAGCAGAGCCUGGGCGGGCUCAGUGAGGGUAAGCGACAGACUGGCACCAUGACCCAGGGGACAGUCCGAGAGAGCUCUCAGUCCAUAGUGGGCACAUGGGCAGCCUUUGGCCCAGAUCUUGCUCACAAACAUGUUUUGUCUGACUCACAUUUUUUUUAAUUGUAGUAAAACACACAAAACAUGAAAUGUGCUAACUUAAAUUACCAUUUUUAAACACCUAGUUCAGUGGCAUUAGGUACAUUCACAUUGCUGGGCAACCACCCUCACCAUCCAUCUCUGGAACAUUUCCAUCUUCCCAGACUGAAACUCCAUCCCCAUUGAACACUGCCCCCUAUUCCCACUGCCCCACCCCCGGCAACCUCCAUCCUACUGCCUGUCUCUGUGAAUUCGGCAAUUCUAGGGACCUCCUAUGAGUGGGUCCUUCGUUUGUCCUUUGGGGACUGGCUUAUUUCACUUGGCAGCAUGUCCUCAGGCUUCACCCAUACUGUCGUGUAGAUGAGACUGUCCUUUCUUUGUAAGGCUAAAUAACAUCCCAUUGAAUGGAUAGACCACACUUCAUUUAUCCAUCUACCUGUCGAUGGACACUUGGGUUGCUUCCACCUUUUGGCCUGUGUGAGUAAUGCUCCUGUGAACAUGGGGGUAUAAGCACCCAGGUUGUAUUUACUAAUAUGGGGAUUAGCAUAUGAUAUUUGAAAACCAAGAGAUCUCUCAUAAAUAUCUGAAUUUUCAGCUUCACUUGGAAAA